Molecule: messenger RNA, 627 nt
Organism: Lodderomyces jiufengensis
Lineage: Eukaryota; Fungi; Ascomycota; Pichiomycetes; Serinales; Debaryomycetaceae
Exons: 1
Coding region: 1-627 (208 amino acids)
Source: RefSeq, a predicted model, not a curated record
AUGUCUAAUGAAAAUAUCAAUUCAAUUGAUUCAAAAGAGCUUGAAGAAAAUCAAAUUAAAUCUGAUGUUCAGACACCAUUAAGAAAAAUUAAUUCAAAUACGUUUUUCUACUUACCAACAGUUACUAAAACUGAUCAAGCAAAUAAUGAUCAAACUAUAAAUUCAAAUAUCAAAAAAAAUGAAGAAAAUGAACAAAGUUUAUCAAGUGAAGAAUUUUAUGAAGCGUCACCAACUUUAGAAGAAGAAUUAUAUUUCCCAACUUUAUUAGAUGAAAUUAAUUAUCCAUUUGUUAAAGUACCAAUGCAACCUCAUAUGUCAAAACCUUUAAAUGUUACUAGUGAAUUAAAUUUAAAAACUAUUCCAAUUGCAAAUAUUCCAAAAUCAUUUCCUUUGAAUCAAGAAGCUAAAUCACCUGAAGAAGAUGCUUUAUGUAAAAUUUUAGAUCAUGAAUUUAAUGAACUUGAUCAACAACAAGGUGAUGAAGAAGAAAAACCUAAAACUCAUUGGUGGUCUAAAAAGGAUCUUUGGUCGAAAUUUAUUGAACGUAAUGAAAAUGAUCAAGAUUUGAAAUUAAGUAAUUUAAUUGAUGCUAAUAUUGAUGAUAUUUUUGUUCAAAUUUAUAAAUAA